AAUUGUAUCCACCGAUCCAAAGAAAGGAUAGGCGGGAGCUUUGUUGUCCACAAAGCAGCCCGCUAUGCUGUUUUGUGGACAACAACUGCCACUAUUAGGGGGGAGAGAAGCAUCUUAUCAGUAUAUCCAUCAUCUUUGUUUACACAUCAACUCGAGGUCUAGGAUCAGAUUGCCCAAUCCCAAACCCUAGAUUUAACGGCAUGGGGGAUAAAAAAAUAUCUGACUCUGAACCAGAGUUUAGAGGCAACCUCUUCAACACCGAGUGGGCCAUAUUUUCAAUCAUUUCUCUGAAUUUGUAAGAGCAGCAAUAAUAGGGGACGAGAGGGAAACAAUUGAGUUUAUGUUGUGGAUAGGUUUGUAAAAUUGUGAAAAACAUGUUCACCUAUUCUGAGAACCAAGUGGGCUAUUCAAGUGUCUAAAUGCACCUUUCCACACUGUUACAUAGCAAAAUAAACGUCCCUCCAAUGUUGACACACACAUCCACUAGGCUUACCAAAUGCCUCGUUUAAUGCAAUAACAAUAAAAUAUGGACAUUGCAUGACAUACCCCUGAAAGCCCGUGCCUCUUAGCUUUCCGUAGAAUGGCGCGUUUAAAUGAUGUCAUGUGAGUAAACUGCGAUUCGUCCCAUGGAUACGAGGGACGCUGUUUACAGUGAAACGUUGGAUACAUUGUAGCGAUCGUGGCUGAUCGAUCCAUGGUCAAAUCAUGUUGUUGCUACAAUUUUAAUUUGAAAACGGACACAUCUAAUCAAAUGCAUACGUCGUAUGCAUUCGUCUACUUGUUUUGUACACGACUGCAAAGCAGAUAUAUUCUUGCUGGCAGCCCCGUGUAAAUCUAAUAGAUUGAAUGUGGAAUCGUUGUGGCAUGAGUUCAGCUCUGGAAAGAGCACAGGCACAGCUCUCAGAGAGGAGAAUUACCAAAAACACUGCUGACUUGAAGGAUAACCCAGAGCGUUAUGUGGCCAAAGGAACAGUUAAAACCCAUGGAGAUCCAGGAUAUGUGGACACCAUUGCCAAUAGGAGAAACACCUCACAAGCCAGACAAACCCCACUCCAGGACCUGAGCGACCUAUCAUUAUCCUUAGAGGACGACCCACCACCAGAGAGCGUUGGGGCUGGUUGGGGGAGCAGGUUCAUCAAGAAAGCCCCUCCACCUGCUACCAGCCAACCUCCAGUCCAGAGCAGGACCCAGACACAGCCGGUCGAGCCCAAAUAUGUGAGCACAUGCCAGAGGAGCUCACAGAGUGCGGCCCUGAGCCGACUGGCCCUCAUAGAGAACCGCAUCCGAAACCGGCAACAAGCCAGGGAUCGACCAGCACUGUCUAAUAGGAGUACACCACCAGCCCCCCAGGAGAGGGAGACGCCCCUAACCCUAUCUGACCAGUCCAGCAGUGACCUCAGCAUGAAGGGAAAACGCUUCCUGAAGAAGUCAGUGAAUGCAUCACCUACAGCUGCUGUAGUUCCCAAGGAGAAAGGCCCAGAUCUGGAUCUCAUGCCAUUGGGUGGUUUCAAAGCCCCUACUCCUCCAGUGGCCAGUCGAGGUGUGACUCUGGACAGUGAUGAGGAGGAUAUGAGGAAGCUCCUGGGAGGCUCUUUUGAGUUGUCAGAGGAUAGCCUGCACAAAGAAGCAAGAGUGUCCUCACAGACAACUAGAAAGUCCUUCGUCAAAAGAAGCCAAAAGGUUUCACCCUCACCCCCACUGGUCGACUGGCUAUCCUCAGUCAGAGCAUUGUCCAGCUCCCCACCCUUUCCUCAACGACUCGGGUCCCCCAAUCGCUUCUCCAGCCGAGGCCUGGCACAGCAUAGCCCUUCUCUCUCCAUCCGCAGUGCCUCAGCUGUCCUCUGUCCAUCGCCCUCUCCCCCCAACACUCCCGCCCCAGGCAGACAGGACUCCCCCCGGGCCAGACACCUCAGGUGCUCCCGGUCCUCAGUGUCAGCCCUCAGCGAGGUGCGCUCCCUGGAGGAGCUCUUCCCUGAGGCCUUGGGCUCCCUGGUGGAACUCUACCCUGAGGACCUGCCCUCUGACGAUGCCAUCAGUGAGAAAAGUGGGGUCUCUGAUGAAUUCAAGCUUAACAUUAUGUCACUGGACGAUCUGGCACCGGUUAUCACGCUUGGCGUGUCUGAGAACAAAAAAUGAAUAAG
This is a messenger RNA of Oncorhynchus gorbuscha (pink salmon), 2141 nucleotides long. RefSeq names its product linkage group 02 C19orf44 homolog (gene lg02h19orf44). The transcript is spliced from 5 exons. The coding region runs from base 847 to 2136 and encodes 429 amino acids. NCBI's taxonomy places the organism in Eukaryota, Metazoa, Chordata, Actinopteri, Salmoniformes, Salmonidae. The record is from RefSeq and is a predicted model, not a curated record.